CACCCACUGAGUUGAAUGCUGGGAUAGCGAGCUGCGGAGGUCAAAGGAGAGACCAUUCAAAAUGUCGGUCGCCAGUUUUACGUCCUUGACUCGGUGCGGUGUUUUGGCAUUCCGCUCUCCCGCAGGACUCUUGGCGGUACGGUAUGCACAAACAGCAGCAGCUCCAGCAGGGCAGCCCAGGGUAAAGAAGUUCCAGGUGUACAGAUGGGAUCCAGACACUCCAGGGGACAAACCCCGAAUGCAGACCUAUGAGAUUGACCUCAACACCUGUGGCCCAAUGGUUCUCGAUGUGCUCAUUAAGAUCAAGAAUGAGAUUGACCCCACUCUGACAUUUCGUCGCUCCUGCAGAGAAGGUAUUUGUGGGUCCUGUGCGAUGAACAUCAAUGGAGGAAACACACUCGCCUGCCUCAACAAGAUCGACUCCAGCCUCAGCAAGCCGACUAAGAUUUACCCUCUGCCACACAUGUACGUCGUCAAGGACCUGGUACCUGACAUGAGUAACUUCUACGCCCAGUACAAGUCCAUCGAACCCUACCUGAAGAAGAAGGAUGAGUCCAAGGAAGGGAAGGAACAGUACCUGCAGUCUGUGGAGGACCGGCAGAAGCUGGACGGGCUGUAUGAGUGUAUUCUGUGCGCCUGUUGCAGCACCAGCUGCCCAAGUUACUGGUGGAACGGAGACAAAUACCUCGGGCCUGCUGUGCUCAUGCAGGCGUACCGCUGGAUGAUUGACUCACGAGACGAGUACACAGAAGAACGGUUGUCCAAGCUGCAGGAUCCUUUCUCGCUCUACCGUUGCCACACCAUCAUGAACUGCACCAAGACCUGUCCCAAGGGCCUGAACCCAGGAAAAGCUAUCGCUGAGAUCAAGAAGAUGAUGGCCACAUACAAGGAGAAGACAGCAGCUGCUGUCUGAAACCUCAUUUAUCCUCUGGAUCUUCUUAUCCCUCCAUGACUAAGUUAUAUAAUGAUCAAAAAAUGCUUCUUCAGGUCUGUUGGGCCAGUGCACCAUGUAUCACCACCACCACCACGACAUCCUGCAGUCAGCUGUAGCAGAAGUGUGUGU
Messenger RNA from Pundamilia nyererei, 1063 nucleotides. RefSeq names its product succinate dehydrogenase complex, subunit B, iron sulfur (Ip) (gene sdhb). Gene Ontology annotation, biological process: aerobic respiration; tricarboxylic acid cycle; respiratory electron transport chain. The transcript is spliced from 8 exons. Gene Ontology annotation, molecular function: oxidoreductase activity; electron transfer activity; 2 iron, 2 sulfur cluster binding. The coding region runs from base 62 to 913 and encodes 283 amino acids. The record is from RefSeq and is a predicted model, not a curated record. Lineage: Eukaryota; Metazoa; Chordata; Actinopteri; Cichliformes; Cichlidae. Gene Ontology annotation, cellular component: mitochondrial membrane.